This is a messenger RNA of Salvia miltiorrhiza (redroot sage), 2708 nucleotides long. RefSeq names its product putative pentatricopeptide repeat-containing protein At3g25970. The record is from RefSeq and is a predicted model, not a curated record. Lineage: Eukaryota; Viridiplantae; Streptophyta; Magnoliopsida; Lamiales; Lamiaceae. Gene Ontology annotation, biological process: RNA modification. Gene Ontology annotation, molecular function: RNA binding; protein binding.
UGUACUACUCGAUUUUACUAAUAAGCAAAUAAAAUACAGUUUUAAAAAGUUUUUAAUAGUUAAAGCAAAUUACGAAAAUAGUGUUCAUUAGAACCCUAGAUUUCUGAAUUUAGAUUUUGAUGCCAAACACUAAAGUCUAAACUAAAUUCAGUUAUACCCAAUUAGGGGUCUAGCGCUUUCAGGGAUUAUAUUCAGAAAUCGCAUCAUCAACUACCUUUGGAAAAAGAAUCCAUUGGGGAAUUCGGAGCUCCAAUUUCGCAGCAAAUAGAGUCAAUUCUUGCUCAUGAAUGAGGGCGCUGCAAUUGCUCGGUGAAACUGCUCCUCCCACUUUAUCAAGUGUUGCGGCGGCUCAUUGUCACGCCAUCAAAUCAUCACUCAUCGCAGAUACCUACAUUUCCAACAAACUCAUAAGCAGAUACCAAAAAUGCAAGCAAUCGAACAGCUCCCUGAAGGUGUUCGGCGAAAUGCCUCACAGAGACACCGCCUCUUGGAACACCGUAAUUUCCGGCUACGUGAAUUCGGGGAGCUUUUUCACCGCAUGGGAAGUCUCGAAAACUAUGAAAAGGCUCGGGUUCCUCUUCGACGGCUAUACCUUUGGCAGCAUGCUCAGGGGCGUUGCAGCAAGUGGUGGAUUAAUGUACGGCCGGCAAGUUCACGCUGACAUUGUGAAGAUGGGAUUUGAUGAUAAUGUAUACGCUGCGAGUGCUCUUCUGCAUAUGUACGCCAAGUGCAGUGGAGUUGAGGAUGCAAAUAACGUGUUUAGGCACAUGAAGGAGAGGAAUACCGUUUCUUGGAAUGCUUUGAUUGGGGGAUUUGCUGAAAUGGGGAAUCUGCGUCGCUGUCUUGAAUUGUUCCGAUGUAUGGAGAUUGAAAGUGUUGGAGUCAAUGAUGCAACGUUUGCGCCUAUUCUGACAUUGCUCUGUGAUGCUGAGUUGUAUGAGUUGGCGAGGCAGAUCCACGGGAGCAUUAUGAAACGGGGUCUGGAGCACGAGAUCACUGUGCUUAACGCCACAAUAACUGCGUACGCAGAGUGUGGGUGCGUUGGAGAUGCCAAGAAAGUGUUUGAUACUGCUGAGGAGUACCGUGAUUUAGUGACAUGGAACUCAAUGUUAGCAGCUUAUUUGGAUCAUGGCAUGGAAGAAUGUGGCUUUGGUGUUUUUUUGGAUAUGAUGAGAGCGAGGUUGAAGGUGGAUGCUUACACGUGCUCCACCAUUAUAAGCGCUUGCUCUGGAGAUGCAAAAAGGAUCCUCGGAAUAUCCUUGCAUUGUCUAGUGAUAAAGAGGGGAUUGGAACAGGUAACAGAAGUAUCUAAUCCAUUGAUUUCUAUGUAUCUGAAAGCAGAUGGUCAAAACAUGGAGGAUGCAUUGAGAGUCUUUGAACAUAUAGGCGUGAAGGACCGUGUGUCGUGGAACACAAUUCUGACUGGUUUGUCACAGAAUGGGCUCAGUGAAAAUGCCGUGAGGCUCUUCCAAGAGAUGCAUCUGAAUUACCUGAGCAUCGACCAAUAUGCCUUUGCAGCAGUCUUGAGAUCUUGCUCGGAUUUAGCCACGCUCAAUUUGGGCCGACAAGUUCAUGUCUUGGUGUUGAAAUCAGGCCUAGAGGAAAAUGAGUACGUCGCUAGUGGUUUGAUAUUUAUGUACUCUAAAUGUGGGAUCAUUGAAGAUGCUCGGCAAUCCUUUGAGGCCUCUCGUAAGGAGAGUUCCGUGACAUGGAACUCGGUCAUUUUUGCAUAUGCACAACACGGGCAAGGGAAAGUUGCCCUCGACCUGUUUUACCUCAUGACACAGCGACGUGUGAAGCUGGAUCAUAUCACCUUCGUUGCUGCUCUAACUGCGUGUAGCCACAUUGGUCUGGUUGACGAAGGUCUGAACUUGUUGAAAUCUAUGGAAUCUGAAUAUGGAGUUCCAACCCGGAUGGAGAAUUAUGCAUGUGCAAUCGACUUGCUAGGAAGAGCUGGACGUCUCGUGGAGGCAAAAGAGCUGAUCAAUGAUAUGCCUUUUCAACCCGAUGUGAUGGUUUGGAGAACAUUGCUGGGUGCUUGUAGGGCUUGCGGUGACAUAGAACUGGCAACUCAGGUAGCCGACAACUUGCUAGAACUGGACCCCGGGGAUCACUGCACCUACGUUCUUCUCUCUGAUAUGUAUGGCCAUCUUAAGAAGUGGGAUGAGAAGGCUGUCAUGAAGAAGCUGAUGAGAGACAAAAGAGUCAAGAAGGUGCCUGGUUGGAGUUGGAUAGAGUUGCACCACGACGUUCAUUCUUUUAAUGCAGACGACCGUUCACACCAGAUCCCUAAAAUAUACGAUGCACUGGAGGAACUAACGAAUGAGAUGAGAAAUUCUGAUGAUGCUUUGAUCGCAGAUAUUCACCCCGAUGAUCUGGAUCUUGCCAAUGGAAAUUGGAUGGUAGGUUCUGAUGGUUGUAUUCAAGCUGUGCAGCACCAACAGGGCAGCACACGUCGCCAGAAUGUCUCAUCUAGCCUAGCCAGGACAAAUGCAACGUAUCAUACGCCUUGAGUUGCUGCAAGAUAAGUAUGCUUAUUUUAAUCAGUUGUUGCCAUCAGAUUUACUUAAACAAGCAUAAUCAAUAAUGCUAUAAGCCUAUAUAAUGAUAAUUUAUUCUGCAGAAGCAUAUCACUUUGACUACAGUAGUUUUUCCUUUUGAUUCUGUUAUGAUCAAUAAUAAUCUCAUAAUUUAUUCUCUAGAAGCAA